AUGACUUCGUUCUUGCGGCGCUCGGGUGUCGUACGACUGGUUAAUCACCGCCUGACGCAGCUCGAAGGCACAGACGCGUCGCGGUUUAUUCAAGCAAUACUGACCAAUGACAUGAAGCUUUUUUCACACCGUGGAGAUGCGAUAUAUGGUGGAUUCCUAAACACCAAGGGGCGUGUGGUAGGUGACUGCAAUGUCGUACAAGUCGGGAAUGAUGCGUUUUUGCUGGAGUACCAUGAAGCAGUGGCUGAAUCAUUAAUGAAGCACUUAAAGAGAUACAAGCUGCGCAUGAAGGUCAAGAUUGAGGACAAGACAGACGCCUUUGCACUCUAUGUCACGUUGCCCGCUUUGGUGGGCGAGGAGAACGUUGCAUGCUGCUCAUCGUCAGUUGAGGCACUAGAUGAGAUACAGGCGAUGAACGUUGGAGACAAUCAUAAUGCAGUCGUGUACGCUGAUCCACGUGGAGAUUGUUUUGGUAUCCGGGCUAUUCUUCCAACUGACGCAAUUUUUUAUACACCAAAAGGCUACGAAACAAUGGAGAUGUCUGCAUACUUUGACCACCGUAUUGCUCUUGGAGUCGCGGAAGGCAAGGAGCUGGUCGAUGGAAUCCCACUCGAGUGCAACCUUGACUUGUUGCAAGGCAUAUCUUUUCGUAAAGGUUGCUAUGUUGGCCAGGAGCUCACGGCUCGCACGCAAUUCAAGGGCAAUAUCCGUAAGCGAUUAGUGCCUGCUGCUCUAAUUCCAGUCGGGCAAGAGGAUGUAGUGAAGGACCUGUCAAACCUUGCAUUCAAGUCGUUCAAUGCGCCAUCAAACAGAGCGCUGCGUGCCUACCUGGCCGGCUCAAAGGAUUGGAAGAGUGUGAAUACGCCUGAUAUCGGUGACAAGAUUGUGACCGCCGGUGAAACAAAAGCAGUUGGAACAAUAUUUAGUGUUGGGCAGGACGUAAGCAGUGCCAUUGUCAUGAUGCGUUUAGGUCAUCUACAUCAACCAGCAUCUGAGAACGACAAGACUGUGCCGACCAUAAAGUUCUCAACGCAGGAUGGUGCCUUCCGUGUCAUUCCAUAUCAACCUGCAUGGUGGCCUCAAUUGGAUUAUAAGACUGGAAAGAUGCUGUUAUAA
Molecule: messenger RNA, 1116 nt
Organism: Peronospora belbahrii
Lineage: Eukaryota; Oomycota; Peronosporomycetes; Peronosporales; Peronosporaceae
Source: the annotation of a GenBank genome assembly